Linnemannia hyalina is the source of this 5337-nucleotide messenger RNA. The record is from the annotation of a GenBank genome assembly. Lineage: Eukaryota; Fungi; Mortierellomycota; Mortierellomycetes; Mortierellales; Mortierellaceae.
AUGGUCAACAAACCCUUCAAUCAACCAGGUCCGCAUGCUACUAGCGAUGCUGGUAAAGCCAAUGACACCCAGAGCGUCAGCAAGCGCGACGUAAUUCGUGAGAUCCUCGCCUUCUCCAAAUCCAAGACAAAAGAGGUCGAUGCCACGGUUACCAACCAGACAGUGAGUGCUCAAACCCCUCCUCAAGUUGUAGGACCGCCUACUGCAUCCUCAGCCAGUGACGUUCACCCAGUUGCCGACCAAGCUGUCACAUCCACCCCUCCUGUCGACAAGCCCCUGCCUGCACCUGUCGAAACCAAGAGGAUCUCGAACAUCUUUCUCAAGAACUUGCCUGCGCCUGUGAUGAAGACUACGUUGCCUGCUGUCCAGGAUCGCAUUGAGGUCACCCAACAGUUGGCCUAUUGCAGUGCCUUGCUUCUCUACGGUUCAUCUCCUGCACUGGCCACCGCUGCUGAACUUGAUGAGCAGGCCCGCAAUCCCGCCAUAACACUGCAGAGGUUCCAAAACCUUGACAACAAGGAACUUGAUUGGCUUGCAGAGAUGGAAAAGAACUUGCCUGCGAAGGAACGUAUCUCCUGGUUGGGAGCACGCAUGGUCGACGAGUUUGCCAAAGAUGUCCUCAAAGACUCGACCGAGAUUGCCGAGAUUGUCCUUCUUGGCCCUGUCUUGGACAAGGAGACUUACCGCAGCCUGCUGUCGUGCACCAUCACCGCAUUCGAGCAGUCUGUUCUUCUGAAUGUCGAUCUCCUGCAAGGCCUUGUUCAGCUCGUCCAAGUGGCCCCUCCUGACUCUCUGGUCUCUGACGACUUGGUCAAGAUCCUCCGUGUCCUUAGGAUUUGCUUGCAGGACUCCCACCAGCAGUCUUCGGCACACCCUUUUCAUCUCACAUUGGCACUGUCGCGACUUCUUGACGUGAUGGCAGAGCACCAGGUCAAGGAUUUGGACCGCGUCGAGGAUCAUGAGCCUUUGUCAGGAAUCUUGUCAGGACUGAAAGGUAGCUCGGAUCCGUACCUGAUGUACCAAGCUUGUUAUGCAUUUCAGGCGCUCCAGUAUGUCCCUGAUGAUGAGAGUGCACUUCAGUCAGUUCUUCGACACGGGACUGGAGUUGUCAAUGGCCUCAUCCAGGUUUCUGGUGUAUUCAAACUGGAUCUGGGAGCAGUUCUUCAGGGUCUAAGCAACCUUCAAGAAGCACUCGGUGGCAUCAUCGGAGUUGCUAGUGAUGUCUACAAGGGUGUGAACUCUGUGAUGGAGAACGGCCGCGGCGUUCUGGAUGGUUUCAAGGAAGGAUUCUCUGAAGGAAAGAAGCGACCAUGGUACGCAGCCAUCCGUGUUGCUCAGGCUCUCUUCCAAGCUGGCCAACUGAAGGAUCUCAACCAACUCAUAUACGAGGCACCUUGUCGUGGUGACUCCUUGUUCCAAUGGGGUAUCUGCCAGAUUCUGGGAGAGAUCGCAUCCGAUGUCAUGUGGGAUACCAAUGUCCGCCAGCAAGCCAUCGACCUUCUCGGAGACCUGUACAAGAACGAUUCACAGUGGGGGGAGGACGAGAGCGUCAAAACCUGGAUGGUUAACAUUAUUAGCCACCUCAGUACCGUUUCAGACCAGGCCGUCAAGACCAUCGCCAUUGCUUUACUCAAAGACCUCCACCAGGAUCAAACCGCCACCAUCCGACUUCCUUACCCACUGAGGAACCGUUUUCCUCUGCCACCAUCAUCACCUCUACUCGCCGGUGUUUUGGCUAUCUCCGACAUCGAGUACGAUCUGCACAAACUGAGGUUGCAGCGGCUCGAGGAGUACAGCAAGGGCGUUUACAUCCCUCUCCAGGCUAAACCCAGCCUGCUGUCACCCGACGAUACGCUGUUUUCGCUCAUGGAGAAAAUUCUCGAGUUCUUGGCUGGUGAACGACAGGUGUUCUUGGUGCUGGGAGAUUCUGGUGCCGGCAAAUCGACAUUCAACCUCGAGCUGGAGCACACUCUGUGGAAGGACUACAAGAAAUACGGACCCAUUCCUCUCUACAUCAACCUACCCACCAUUGACUAUCCGACACACGACCUCAUCGAGAAGCAGCUCCAGUAUCUCAACUUUUCAGAGAACCAGAUCCACGAAAUGAAACUGCACCGCCAGUUCAUGCUUAUCUGCGACGGCUAUGACGAAAGCCAGCUUAAGACCAACAUUCACACCACCAAUCAGUUCAAUCAGCCAGGGCAGUGGCAAGUCAAGGUCGUCAUCAGUUGCCGCACCCAGUACCUCGGACAAGACUACCGCUCUCGCUUCCAGCCUCAGCCUGUCGAUAGGUACCAUCACACUGCGACAGAUCUUUACCAGGAGGCGGCGGUCGCAGCUUUCUCCACAGCUCAGAUUCAGCAGUAUGUUGACGAUUACGUCAAGGAACUACCCAUGGUCGACCCUAUCCAUAACAAACCGACAUGGACAGCAGAGGAAUACAUGGACAAACUGGUCAACAUCCCCAACCUCAUUGAUCUCGUCUCCAACCCUUUCCUCCUUACGUUGGCUCUGGAUGCUCUCCCAUCUGUAGUCGCCUCAAAGACAGAUCUCUCGACCAUCCGUAUUACACGUGUGCAGUUGUACGACAGUUUCGUCAGGCGGUGGCUCGAGGUCAACCGUAAGCGACUAGAAGCCAGCCCCUUGAGCAGCGAGGAGCGGUCGGAACUGGAUAUGCUUAUCGAGGACAACUUUCUCUACCAUGGAAUCCACUACCAGAAGGAUCUCGCUACCGCCAUCUUCAUCGACCAUGCAGGAAAUCCCGUCGUCAAGUACACCCACCUUCGCGACAAGAACACCUGGAAGGCCGCGUUCUUUAACCCCAGUGGCCAAGCCAAGCUGCUUCGAGAGUCGAGUACGGUGAAGCGGUCUGGCGCCUUCUUUCGGUUUCUUCAUCGUUCGCUACUGGAGUACUUUUAUUCUAGGACUAUCUACGACCCUCUCGAUUAUGACGAAGAAGCUGUUGAUGGCCUCGACGAGCGGGAACCGGGCCCUGAUCUCAUGACAUGCCUGUCUCGGUUGAACAUUGUCACGGAGCCAUCGGUCGUGCAGUUCCUGGCUGAAAGAGUGCGACAGAAUCCAUCUUUCCGGCAGCAGCUACUGGAUGCUGUCGAAGAGUCCAAGGCGAAUGCGACGACUGACACGGUCAAGAUUGCAGCGACGACCGCCAUCACGAUUUUGGUCAAGGCCGGCGUGACCUUUCAUGACGCAGACCUCCGUGGUGUCAAAAUCCCUGGCGCCGACCUUUCCGGUGGUCAGUUUGACUAUGCGCAGUUUCAAGGAGCAGACUUGACGGGUGUCAAUCUUUCGAGGAGCUGGUUGCGAGAGGCGGAUUUGAGCGGCGCAAAGAUGGAUGGUGUCCAAUUUGGGGAACUCCCGUACCUGGAGUUGGAUAACAGUGUGCGUGCCUGUGCCUACUCGCCCGAUGGAAGAACGCUUGCCGUGGGUGUAGAGAUAUUUGGAAUCUACGGCGUUAGCACUUACAACACCUCAUCAUGGACGGAGACCUAUUCCUUUGGAGCGCCGCGUAAAAUGCAAACUAUGGCAUUUUCACCCGACGGCAAAAGGGUCGUGUUUGGAGGGAAGGGUGGGUGGGUUAGGCUGUGGGAUUGUGCCAGCGGCCAAGAGAUGUUCGUCAUGAGAGGGCAUACGUAUAAAGUGAACUCCGUUACCUUCUCUCCCUGUGGCAAGCAAAUCGCCUCAUCCAGUGAUGACGAAACAGUACGAGUGUGGGAUUCGCAUACCGGGGAGAGUCUCUUUGUCUUGGAGGGUCACAGAGACCAGGUCAAGAGCGUCAAGUAUUCUCCGAGCGGAGAGCGGCUGGUGUCGGGCGGUUCCGAUGAUACGAUUAGGUUUUGGAACUUGGAGACAGGAGAAGUAGGGAUUGUUUUGGACUCUUCCUUGGGUGAGGUUCGCACUCUUGCCUUUUCUACUGACGGACGGUGGAUUGCUUCUGGUCAUGCGAGGGGUGGAUUGCAACUUUGGCACGCGGUGUCUGGAGAGCCAGGUCCUGUUCUGCGUGGUCAUACCGGAGGUGUCACAGGCAUUGCGUUUUCUCCAGACAGCCGGUGGAUUGUUUCUUCCAGUCACGACUACACAGUGAGACUAUGGGAUGCGUCGACAGGCAACCCCAUUAACACACUGUCAAGCCACAAGGCUGUGUACGAUGUCGUCUUUUCUCCGAAUGGCCUUCACAUCGCAUCGGGUGGUGAUGACUGCAGGGUGCGGCUGUGGGAUGUGGACUCUAUCUUGACGUCGAGUGUUGAGCAGCAGGAUCAAAUCGGGGAUGUACGGAGUACGGUGUACUCUCCGAAUGGCCAAUAUAUUCUUACAGUCGGCAACAGUCACACGGUCAAGCAGUGGAAUUCUCUCACAGGAACGCCUGUACCACUUCCGAGUGAGUUACCGGAAACUAAACUAGUCUUGUCCGUGUCAUAUUCAUUGGACAACAUCCCAACCGUGGCCUUCAAUCAAAACAGGGCUCUUCGAUUGUGGGAGCUUCAGGCAGGAAGUCCAAAGUCUAUUCUGGAAGGCUCCAGCGCGGCGGAGUACGUUACCAUGUCGCCUUGCUGUCGCUGGAUCGCUUCUAUUGACCUGUACCAUACUGUGACGCUGUGGAACCUUGCCAGCACUCAACAUGUGCACAUACUUAAUGAGAAGGGCGGACCUACUCGCGAGAUUAUCAGCUGCUUGGCAUUCUCCCCGACCGGACAUCAGCUCGCAGUCGGCGCUUCGAGUGGUGACAUCUGGCUCUUCGAUCCUCAAUCGAAAGGUCUAACAAUGUCCAGGUCCAUACAUUGCUGUGUUGGGGUGAUGUCGUUUUCGCCGGACGGCCAACAGCUUGCAGUCGGAACCUAUUAUAGCUUGAUCUACCUUUUGGGUUUACAGUCAGAGGAGCGUGCUAUCGAGCUGAAUGGACACUCAAAAAGUGUGCAAUGCAUUGCCUACUCACCUUGCGGCGAAUGGAUUGCUUCCGGCAGUGAGGACAAGACAGUUCGAGUCUGGCGCAGGCGGCGACCACCAAGCGAUACAGAGACCUGGUCGUGUGUCUCAACGGUCCGUGGUUACUUUGACAUGGUCCUUGGCAUUGCCUGGAGUCCGACCAUCCCUAUGGAAUUUGUCACUGGCUGCAGCGACGAAUCAGUCCGGGUCUGGCGAGUGUCGAGCGAUGGUGAGGAUGUUGUCGUCAAGCUGUUCUGUGGCACCAAUCUUGCGGUUCUCCAUACCGCCGGUCUUGUGCUCAAGGGUACGAUUGGUCUUAGUCCGAUGCAAAAGAAGUUGUUGGUCCAGCGUGGUACCAUUGACGACUCUUUGACUUUGGAGGAAGAUGGACAAUAG